AUGCUCGAUGAGAAUUACUUGAUCUCCCAACUCUAUUCUGUUUCGAACGAUCCAAUCCGUGCCAUCGUCUCACUCAAGUUGGAGCUCAUUCAGCGACAUCGAAAGUUAUCCUCCUCAAGCUCAAUCCUCACUCCACUUGCCCAAUCACCCUCAUGCUCAACAUCACCAGCACUGAAACCCCCACCACCUCAAACCGACCAUCAUCAUCCUCAUCCACCUCAUCUACGUGCUCAUCGACCACUCAAUCAUCUCAACUCAUCCACCUCAUCCACCACCUCCGCCUCAUCAGCCUCAUCCUCCUCUUGCUUCGAAUUCCCUUACUAUCGCCUCCGUCGUCCGUCGCCUCCCUCGGAAUUGACAUCAACAACCAGUAACAACAUCCCCGAGCCGGCCGAUCAACAAGCCUCUCUGCCUAACUCGACCCUCUCCACCCAUCCAUCCAAGCUCGAUAACAUCCCUUCCGCCCGUCUCCCACUCACCAUCGACUUCAAACUCACCCAUCAACCUCAUCUCUUGCCCUCCCAAAUCAACCACCCCAAACAACAUAAACACUCCCAUCGCUCCCAUCUCUCGACGACCACUAUCACUGCACUCUCGCCCCCCUUGGCCCCUUCAUCCCCGAUCAACCAUCCCUGCGAGAAUAUUAACUCGUACUCUUAUCAGCUUGGAAAACAACAACAACAUCAACACGAUCACGUCCAUGAUGAUCAUUCCUUUGACAACAACGCUCAGGACGAGAACGAUGACGCAAAUAAUCAAGAUGAUGAUGAUGAUCAACAAGAACACGAAGAAGAAGAAGAAGAUGAUGAUGAUAAACAAGCAAGUUUAGAGAAGAAAUGGAAGAAGCAUGGGACGUUUGAUGGGGCCAAAGAAAGCGACCCGACGAUGAAGGCGAUCGAGUUAUUGAUCAAGAUAGCCGAGCGGAUGAUAGAUGCGGAGUCGUCGAUGCAAGAAGACGCGGGCUCGACGGGGCCUCAGACGUUAGGAGGAGGAGGAGGAGGGGAGAAGCGGAUGGAGGAGGAAGGAUUUGAGCUGGAACGACCGCUGACGGCGCAUGCGGAAAGCAUUCCGAUGGGAGGGAUCGAGGGAGGAGGGGAGGAAGAAGACUUAUCGACGUAUCGGUGCGACACCUGUCAACGGGUCUUCACGCCCUUGGAUCCCGAAAGCUACUCGAAAGCAUCCACGCCCGCCCACGAACGGCCCAACUACUCCAGAGCCUCCUCGAUCUCGCACAUGUUCUUCAUGGACCAUCCCUCGGCCCUUGACGAACUCUCCUCCCUCGACCAUUCUCGCCAGAGCUCCGCAUCCGAACCCAUCCAUUAUCGCAGACGCGGAUCCCUCUCCUCCAGACCCGGCUCCAUCUCCUCCACUACUGCCGACGAAAGCGAACAGAUUCGUAGACUCAAGGCGUCCAUUAAAGCGAUCGCUAAAGUCUGUCGAGCAUUAAGGAAUGGAGAUCUCACCCAAAUGAUCAACGAAGAUGUGGCGACCCCAGACCUAGAGAACCUGAAGGGAGACGUCAACAGUCUGGUCCGCCGGCUGCGCAAGUUCACCUCCCAGGUCUUCAAGGUCUGCUCGGACGUCGGCCAGAAAGGGCUGCUCGGCAAACAGGCGGACUUGGAGGAAUCCGCGGGGAUUUGGAGGAAGAUGUUGGUGGACGUUAAUAGUUUGGCUAGUAAUCUGAGCGCUCAAGUCAGGGAUAUCUCCGAAGUCACUACCGCCGUCGCGAAGGGAGACUUUUCGAGGAAAAUCGAGGUCCAGGCUGAGGGCGAAAUCUUACAAGCUAAAAACACUGUCAAUAAGAUGGUCGAUCAAUUAAAUUCAUUUGCCACUGAAGUAGCCCGGAUCGCCCAAAUGGUUGGUACGGAUGGGAUCCUUGAUCAACAGAUUACAGUCGAUGGAGUCGAGGGCGUCUGGAAGGACUUAACCGAUAGCGUGAACUCGAUGGCCAGUAACCUGACCUCUCAAGUCCGAAGUAUUUCUGCUGUCACCUCCGCCAUCGCCAAGGGCGAUCUUAGCCAACAGAUCGAGGUAGAGGCUAAAGGAGAGAUGGCCGAUUUAAAGAAAACGGUUAACUCGAUGGUUGACACUCUUAAAGUGAUCCUUGAAGAGGUCGGACGGGUGGCUCGUGAAGUAGGCGUCGAAGAAAAUUGA
Puccinia graminis f. sp. tritici CRL 75-36-700-3 is the source of this 2154-nucleotide messenger RNA. RefSeq lists its product as uncharacterized. The record is from RefSeq and is a predicted model, not a curated record. Gene Ontology annotation, cellular component: membrane. The transcript has 13 exons. Gene Ontology annotation, biological process: signal transduction. Lineage: Eukaryota; Fungi; Basidiomycota; Pucciniomycetes; Pucciniales; Pucciniaceae. Bases 1 to 2154 code for a protein of 717 amino acids.